GUCAUCACUGCUUAGAGGAACAAGUGCCCCAAAGCCAGGCUGCAGAGCUGUUUGGUGGCCCCAGGCUGACCGGUAGACAUGGCUCAGUUUGCCCAGGUCCUGGCUGAAAUAGGUGAUUUUGGACGCUUCCAGAUACAGCUGAUGAUACUGUUGAGUAUCCCCAACUUCCUGUCUGCUUUCUACAUGUUCGGCCAGGUCUUCAUGUUCCAGGAUGAGGCCCACCACUGCUCAGUGGCCUGGGUAAAGAACCACACUUUGAACCUGAGUACCACGGAGCAGCUGACACUGAGCGUGCCUCUGGAUGCUGCAGGCAAGCCCGAGCCCUGCCUCAUGUUCCGGCCGCCCCCUGACGGUGCCACCCUGGAGGAGAUCCUCAGCCACCACUUCAAUGAGACACAGCCUUGCGAUGCAGGCUGGGUGUAUCCUGAGGACAGGCCUCUGUCCCUAAAGAAUGAGUUCAACCUGGUUUGUGAUCAGAAGUACCUGAAGGAGACUUCACAGUCGGUGUACAUGGCGGGGCUCCUCGUUGGGGCUCUCAUCUUUGGGCCUCUCUGUGACUGGAUCGGCCGCAAGGCCACUAUCCUAGUGCAGCUGCUACUCUUUGCCAUCAUCGGCCUGACCACAGCCUUCAUGCCCAGCUUUGAGCUCUAUAUGGUCCUGCGUUUUGCCGUGGCUACUGCUGUCGCUGGGUACACCUUCAGCAACGUGUCCCUGCUUACAGAGUGGGUGGGGCCCUCGAGGAGGACGCAGGCCGUGGUCCUGGCCCAGUGCGCCUUCUCCGUGGGGCAGAUGGUGCUGGCAGGACUCGCCUAUGGCAUCCGAAACUGGAGGCUUUUCCAGAUAGCGGGCACUGCACCUGUCUUGCUGCUCUUCUUCUACUUCUGGGCUCUGCCAGAGUCAGCACGGUGGCUUCUGACCCGAGGAAGGGUAGAGGAGGCUAAACAAGUGAUCCAGAAGGCAGCCUCAGUCAACAAGCGGAAACUCUCCCCAGAGCUCCUGAGUCAGCUCAUCCCAGAGAAGAUGGGCCCCUCAGGGAAUGCCCUGGAUCUGUUCAGACACCCGCAGCUCCGGAAGGUGACCCUGAUCCUCUUCUGUGUCUGGUUUGUGGACAGCCUGGGGUACUUCGGCCUGAGCCUCCAGGUCGGUGACUUUGGCCUGGACAUCUACCUGACGCAGCUAGUCUUUGGAACCGUUGAGGUGCCUGCUCGCUACUGCAGCAUCUUCAUGAUGCAGCGGUUGGGCCGCAAGUGGAGCCAGAUGCUGACUCUGGUUCUGGGCGGCCUCAUGUGCAUUGCCAUCGUCUUUGUCCCAGCAGAUCUGCCAGUGGUGGUCACUGUGCUGGCUGUGGUGGGCAAGUUUGCCACGGCUUCCGGCUUCACCAUCUCCUACGUGUACUCUGCCGAGCUCUUCCCCACUGUCAUCCGGAAUGUGGUAUCAUCUUUAGUCCCCAAGGAUUCUCUUCUGAGAUACCUUUUAAUCCACUGGAGUCAAUUUGGAUUACAAGAUUUAAGAAAGAGAAAAUUGACAUUCUCUAACUUUGUGACUUUAGUACACUCUAGGAGAUGAGGGAAAAUGGCCCAUUAAUGGUACAUCUAUCUAUCAGUUAGAUCUCUUUUGCAGAAAACAGAGCAAAUGGACUGAGGUACCCCAUGCCCAUGCCUUCAUGGUCCCGAAUCAGGAUCUGGACCUAAGAGCCUCUUACAGAAUGUGUCUAACCACCAAUCACUUUCAUUAGCCUCCCUUGGGACAUAUUUGAUGAUGAUUGUCUAAGUAGGCCCAUUCCUCCUAAUAAACCUGGGUUGUUGGAAGAGUCACUGACCAAUCCAAACAAAGAAAACACCAGCUCUGUUACCACCCUUCCUCCUUAUAAACCUCAAGACCCAUCUGCUCCCAGCCCAGCUGGACUUGCCAUAUCUUCCAGGACUUCAACUAAAAUCUGGAUUGCAUCUUUUUAGGGAGGUUGCUAAUGGAGAAAUGGGUACAAUUAGAGUCCAUGUCCCAUUCUCCAUGGCAGACCUGACACAGAAAAAACAACAAUUAGGACGAUAUUCUGAAAACCCUUCUCAAUGUAUUGAGGGCUCCCAACAAUUGUCUAUUGUGUUUAAUUUGACCUGGCAGGAUAUAGCCCAUCAUAUUAACUCACUGUUGCAACCCUGAGGAAAAGAACCAUAUCUGGGCAGGAGCUCGAGAAUUUGCCAAUAAACUAGUAGCCAGAGAUAGAGAUCAUUAUCCAGUAGGAGGCACUGAGGUUCCCAAUCCUGAAUCUCACUGGAAUUACCAAGAAGAAAGCAAAGUGAAGGAGGAGACCAUAUGGUCACCUGUUUAAUAGAAGGAAUGAAGAAAGGAUUCUCUAAACGAGUAAACUUUGAUAAAAUUCUGGAAGUUACUCAAGGACCCGAUGAAAAUCCAGCUCUGUUUCAGGGUCAUUUGAUGGAAGCCAUCCAUAAAUAUACAAAUCAGGACCCAAUCUCACUGAGGAAACAACUAUACUAACCAUUUUAUAAGUCAGUCAGCACCUGACAUCAGCCAAAAAGUGAUUAAGAUGGCUAGAGGUCCUCAAACCCUCACGAAGUGAGUAUAACUAAUGGAGUCUUUAAUAAUAGAGAUACGGGCUUACAACAGGAAAAGGACCAGAGAGCUCAAUUGCAGGGUAAAAUACAGGCUCAAAUACUGGCUGGUUCUCUUGUGGAUUCACCACACCACCAGACCCACCAGGCACCAGAGAAAAAGUCAGUUUCAGACACAGGACAAGGUAAGACCCUGCGCUACAAGUGCGGCCAAAUCAGACAUUGGAGCAAAGAAUGUCCAAACAAAGUCUCUCCACUGGGGCCAUCUCCUGUCCAUAAGAAAAAAGGACCUUGGAAAAGAGACCAUCCUCCUUUCCAGAGAGAGAGAAAGACAGGAACCCACUUCCCCACCCAAGAGCAGGCACCGGAGAAUCUGGCAUGAUGGGCCCCGAGACUGGUCCAGCUCCCUUGACAUCAAGCUGACUGUGCCCCAGCUUUCCCUGAUGUGGAAAGUAAGGCUUAUCAAUUUCCUUAUUGACACAUGAGCCACUUACUCUGUCCUCAUUCAGCACUCUGGCCCUACUUGUCCUUCUAACCACAAAAUUGUUGGCAGAGAAGGGGAAACCAAAAUGUGCCACCAGACAGUGAUUUUAACCUGUAAAUAUAGAAGUCAAUUGAUCACUCAUGUUUGUCUAGUCCUUCUGUCUUGUCCCACUCCAUUAGUUGGACGAGACUUAAUAUAUAAACUAGGAAGUUUAAAGAAGAGGGUGGCUUGCUCCCUUUAACACCUGGAGAAGUAAAACCUUACCCUGAUAUCCCUUCUAAUAUCUGGGAGGAAGUAAAUCCCCAGGUCUGGGAUUAUGAUGUCCCGGGAUGGGCUCUUAAAGCCCAACCAGCUGAAGCAACCUUAAAGGACCCAACCACUACACCUCAUAAAAAACUAUAACCUAGGGGUGCCUGGGUGGCUCAGUUGUU
This is a messenger RNA of Neogale vison (American mink), 3482 nucleotides long. It is a transcript of the gene SLC22A13, whose product is annotated as solute carrier family 22 member 13. The transcript is spliced from 9 exons. Gene Ontology annotation, molecular function: transmembrane transporter activity. The record is from RefSeq and is a predicted model, not a curated record. Gene Ontology annotation, cellular component: membrane. Gene Ontology annotation, biological process: transmembrane transport. NCBI's taxonomy places the organism in Eukaryota, Metazoa, Chordata, Mammalia, Carnivora, Mustelidae. The coding region runs from base 79 to 1566 and encodes 495 amino acids.